This is a messenger RNA of Manacus vitellinus (golden-collared manakin), 6245 nucleotides long. RefSeq names its product disco interacting protein 2 homolog B (gene DIP2B). The coding region runs from base 123 to 4661 and encodes 1512 amino acids. Lineage: Eukaryota; Metazoa; Chordata; Aves; Passeriformes; Pipridae. The record is from RefSeq and is a predicted model, not a curated record. The transcript has 37 exons.
UGGUUUUAGGGGACAUCACACAGAAGGGGUAUGAGAAGAAGAGAGCAAAGCUGCUGGCUCCAUAUGUCCCACAAAGCCAAGGGGUUGAUCCAGCGUUACAGAAGGAAUCCAGAGCACCUCAGAUGCCUGCUCCAUCCGCAGCUCCAGCCUCAUCCUCCUCCUCCUCCUCCUCCUCCUCCAAAUUCCACCGCGCUCGCUCGGGGGGAGCCCGAGAUGAACGGUAUCGCUCCGAUAUCCACACGGAAGCGGUGCAGGCGGCGCUGGCCAAGCACAAGGAGCAGAAGAUGGCCCUGCCCAUGCCCACCAAGCGACGCUCCACGUUUGUCCAGUCCCCAGCAGAUGCCUGCACUCCCCCAGACACGUCUUCCGCCUCCGAGGACGAGGGCUCGCUGAGGCGCCAGGCCGCUCUCUCUGCUGCAUUGCACCAGAGCUUACAGAAUGCUGAGUCUUGGAUCAACCGAUCUGUUCAGGGGUCAUCCACAUCCUCAUCAGCAUCCUCUACGCUUUCCCAUGGAGAAGGCAAAGGGACCAGUGGGUCACUAGCUGAUGUAUUUGCCAAUACUCGAAUAGAGAAUUUCUCAGUCCCCCCAGAUGUCACAGCAACUACCUCCACCCCCUCGGCCCGGCCGGCGGCGAUCGACCUCCCUCCCUCUGGAAUUGUCAAGGGGAUGCACAAGGGAUCCAACCGCUCCAGCCUCAUGGACACUGCUGAUGGUGUCCCUGUGAGCAGCAGAGUCUCCACCAAAAUUCAGCAGCUGCUCAACACCUUGAAAAGGCCCAAAAGACCACCCCUGAAAGAAUUCUUCGUGGAUGACUUUGAAGAAAUCGUGGAAGUCCCCCAGCCCGACCCCAACCAGCCCAAGCCCGAGGGCAGGCAGAUGACCCCGGUGAAGGGGGAGCCCCUGGGAGUGGUUUGUAACUGGCCUCCUGCCCUGGAAGCAGCUCUGCAGCGUUGGGGGACCACCCAGGCCAAGUGUCCCUGUCUGACAGCCCUGGAUGUGACAGGAAAACCCGUUUACACCCUCACAUACGGCAAACUGUGGAGCAGAAGUCUCAAGCUGGCCUACACCCUGCUCAAUAAACUGGGGACCAAAAACGAGCCUGUGUUAAAACCUGGAGACAGGGUGGCCCUUGUCUACCCCAACAACGACCCCGUGAUGUUCAUGGUGGCAUUUUAUGGCUGUCUGCUGGCAGAAGUGAUCCCAGUGCCUAUAGAGGUACCUCUUACCAGAAAGGAUGCUGGUGGGCAGCAGAUUGGCUUCCUGCUGGGGAGCUGUGGCAUUGCCCUGGCCCUCACCACUGAAGUGUGUCUGAAAGGGCUCCCAAAAACCCAGAACGGAGAAAUCGUGCAGUUCAAAGGUUGGCCCAGGCUCAAAUGGGUUGUGACAGAUUCAAAAUAUCUCUCCAAAUCUCCCAAGGACUGGCAGCCCAACAUCUCAGCAGCAGGAACUGAGCCAGCAUAUAUUGAGUACAAGACCAGCAAGGAGGGCAGUGUCAUGGGGGUCACGGUGUCCCGGGUGGCCAUGCUGGCCCACUGCCAAGCCUUGUCUCAGGCCUGCAACUACUCUGAAGGGGAAACGAUAGUGAAUGUGCUGGACUUCAAGAAGGAUGCAGGGCUGUGGCACGGAAUCCUCACGAAUGUAAUGAACAAGCUGCACACCAUCAGCGUGCCCUAUUCUGUGAUGAAAACCUGCCCUCUCUCCUGGGUGCAGAGGGUCCAUGCCCACAAAGCAAAAGUGGCUUUGGUGAAGUGUCGAGACUUGCACUGGGCCAUGAUGGCCCACAGAGACCAAAGAGACGUCAGUCUGAGCUCCCUGAGGAUGCUGAUCGUCACUGAUGGUGCAAAUCCCUGGUCUGUCUCCUCCUGUGAUGCCUUCCUGAGCUUGUUCCAGAGCCAUGGGCUCAAACCAGAGGCGAUUUGUCCCUGUGCCACCUCCCCCGAGGCGAUGACCAUCGCGAUCCGGAGGCCUGGAGUCCCUGGGGCCCCUUUGCCAGGCAGAGCCAUCCUGUCCAUGAACGGGCUGAGCUUCGGGGUGAUUCGGGUCAACACUGAAGAUAAAAACUCUGCUCUCACCGUCCAGGACGUUGGCCACGUGAUGCCAGGAGGCAUGAUGUGCAUUGUGAAACCUGAUGGGCCACCCCAGCUCUGCAAAACAGACGAGAUUGGUGAGAUCUGUGUGAGCUCCAGAGCAGGAGGGAUGAUGUACUAUGGGCUGGCAGGGGUGACAAAGAACACUUUCGAGGUGAUCCCUGUGAACUCCUCAGGCUCUCCAGUGGGGGAAGUGCCCUUCGUCCGCUCCGGCUUGCUGGGAUUUGUCGGCCCCGGCAGCCUGGUGUUCGUGGUGGGGAAGAUGGACGGGCUGCUGAUGGUGAGCGGGCGGAGGCACAACGCCGACGACAUCGUGGCCACCGGCCUGGCCGUGGAGUCCAUCAAGACAGUUUACAGGGGAAGGAUCGCCGUGUUCUCCGUGUCCGUGUUCUACGACGAGAGGAUCGUGGUGGUGGCGGAGCAGAGGCCGGAUGCCUCCGAGGAGGACAGCUUCCAGUGGAUGAGUCGGGUGCUGCAGGCCAUUGACAGCAUUCACCAAGUGGGGGUGUACUGCCUUGCUCUCGUGCCAGCCAACACAUUGCCAAAAACUCCGCUGGGAGGGAUCCACAUCUCACAAACCAAACAGCACUUUCUGGAGGGCUCUCUGCACCCCUGCAACAUCCUCAUGUGCCCACACACCUGUGUGACAAACUUGCCAAAGCCCAGGCAGAAACAGCCAGGCGUGGGCCCUGCCUCUGUGAUGGUGGGGAACCUGGUUGCUGGGAAGCGAAUCGCUCAGGCCUCGGGGAGAGACCUGGGCCAGCUGGAAGACAACGAUUUAGUUAAAAAGCACCAGUUCCUGACAGAAGUGUUGCAGUGGAGAGCUCAGGCCACUCCUGACCACCCGCUCUUCCUUUUACUGAACGCCAAGGGAACCACUGUGUGCACGGCCACCUGCCUUCAGCUGCACAAGAAGGCCGAGAGGAUCGCGUCAGUGCUCUGUGACAAAGGACAUCUCAAUGCAGGAGACAAUGUGGUGCUUCUUUAUCCUCCUGGCAUUGAGCUCAUCACAGCCUUCUAUGGCUGCCUGUACGCCGGCUGUGUGCCCGUCACCGUGCGCCCGCCCCAUGCCCAGAGCCUCACCGCGACCCUGCCCACCGUGAGGAUGAUCGUGGAGGUCAGCAAAGCCGCCUGUAUCCUCACAACCCAGACCCUGAUGAGGCUGCUCAAGUCCAGGGAGGCAGCUGGAGCUGUGGAUGUGAAAACCUGGCCAACCAUCAUCGACACAGAUGACUUGCCCAGGAAGAGACUGGCCCAGAUCUAUAAGCCACCCACGCCUGAAAUGUUGGCAUAUCUAGAUUUUAGUGUCUCCACAACGGGCAUGCUCACAGGAGUAAAGAUGUCCCAUGCUGCUGUCAGUGGCCUGUGCAGGGCCAUCAAGCUGCAGUGUGAGCUCUACUCCUCCCGGCAGAUUGCCAUCUGCCUCGACCCCUACUGCGGGCUGGGAUUCGUGCUCUGGUGCCUUUGCAGUGUGUAUUCUGGACACCAGUCAAUUUUAAUUCCUCCUAUGGAGCUGGAAUCCAACCUUUUUCUCUGGUUAUCUACUGUCAGCCAGUAUAAAAUAAGGGACACUUUCUGUUCCUAUUCAGUCAUGGAACUGUGCACAAAGGGACUUGGAAACCAAGUUGAAAUGUUAAAGGCCCGGGGCAUCAACCUGUCGUGCGUGAGGACGUGCGUGGUGGUGGCGGAGGAGCGGCCCCGCGUGUCCCUCACCCAGUCCUUCUCCAAGCUCUUCAAGGACAUCGGCCUCUCGUCCCGCGCCGUCAGCACCACCUUCGGCUCCCGGGUCAACGUGGCCAUCUGCUUACAGGGAACGUCCGGGCCCGAUCCCACCACGGUGUACGUGGACCUGAAGUCCUUGAGACAUGACAGAGUCCGUCUGGUGGAACGAGGAGCUCCACAGAGCCUGUUGCUUUCCGAGUCUGGGAAGAUUCUGCCUGGAGUCAAAGUGGUCAUUGUCAACCCGGAGACAAAAGGGCCUCUGGGAGAUUCCCACCUUGGGGAGAUCUGGGUGAACAGCCCCCACACGGCCAGCGGUUACUACACCAUCUACGACAACGAGACCCUCCAGGCCGACCACUUCAACACCCGCCUGAGCUUCGGCGACGCGGCGCAGACGCUCUGGGCCCGCACCGGUUACCUGGGCUUCGUGCGGCGCACCGAGCUCACGGCGGCUGUUUUCCCUCUCUCCCCAGAGCGCCACGACGCCCUGUACGUGGUGGGAGCCCUGGAUGAGACCCUGGAGCUGCGGGGGCUGCGCUACCACCCCAUCGACAUCGAGACCUCGGUGUCCCGGACCCACAGGAGCAUUGCUGAAUGUGCCGUGUUCACCUGGACCAACCUGCUGGUGGUGGUGGUGGAGCUGUGUGGCUGCGAGCAGGAGGCUCUGGAUUUAGUCCCUCUGGUGACCAACGUGGUCCUGGAAGAGCAUUACCUGAUCGUGGGCGUGGUGGUGGUGGUGGAUCCCGGGGUCAUCCCCAUCAACUCCCGAGGCGAGAAGCAGCGGAUGCACCUCCGGGACAGUUUCCUGGCAGAUCAGCUGGACCCCAUUUACGUGGCCUACAACAUGUGAUGGCAGGAGCUGCAGGAGCCCAGAAGGACCAGGGUGGUGAUGGAAGUGAAGCUGGUGAAAUUACUAAUACUUGACCUACAGGUUGAGGUUGCUGCCACAUUCCUUCCCUCCCGGCCCCCGGGGGAGCGGAGGGAAUUUGGGAGGCAACUGGCAAACCUUUGUAACAGUUUACUGAACACAUGAGCUUUAGAGAAAUGCAAAGUGGGAAAGUGUGUGAGCUACAAAACCCCCAAGGCCUUUACAGUAGUGUUACUUUUUCAUCCGUUGUACAUAUUUGUAUUUUUAUCUAAUCCCGGGGUAGGAUUCUAUAAGGGGAGGGUUUAUUUAGUUAAGAUAAUAAACUAUUAAGAAAAAGGGUCAUCAGAGUUCUGCAGUUCCCUACUCCAUGAUCUCCUUUGCAUCUGGAGCUGCUCAUCCCCUGGGAUCACACGACUUAUUGACAAUUGUGCCAUGACCAAAUCAAUAACUUACGGAAUUGAAGAGUUGCUUAUUCAUAUAGAGAUUUCUGGAAUUUAAAAAAGAAUUUUGCCUAUAUUUUAAAUAUGUAAAUAUUAUUAUUAUACAUAAUUCACUUAGCUAGAAAAUUAACUUGGCUAAUGAGGACAGCUGAAGGUUGAUGUUUUUAAGGACAGGUGACUUUUGUGGUCCUCAGCAUCCUGGCAUUGGCUUAGACACAAUGUGAGAUGCUCCCACCUUCCACAGGUUUCUGAUUUCAUUUGUCUCUUCAUUCUGGCCAGAAGUGUGUCAGAGCAUGUAGAACCUUUGAUAUUAAGGCACAUCCCUCUCCAAGAGAUGAAUUUAAAACGUGGAACUGGGGAGAAAUGGCAAUGCAAGUCCCGAAUCCUGAACUGGAAUGAUGCAGCCUCUGCCUCAUCCUCUGGCUCCAGGUGUGGGAAGGAAAAAACAUUCCUUAGGUGGACACACAGGUAACUCCCCUGCUUGUGCCAUCCAUGACUCCUUCCAUCCCCAGGAAAUACUGUAAAUAGGCUUUAGUAAAACUGGGAGCCAACAGCCCAUCUUCCCUCAGAGCAUUCCCUGGAAAGAACAGGAGAAUCCCGGGUUUGAGUGGGAUGCAAGUUUUAUUUUACAGGAGACAGAGCAAUUGUGGCAAACACAACCUUCAGGAACGUUGUGCAGACUGCUCUGCCAGCCUUCCACCUCCUGGGUCAGCUCCAAAGUUAGGGAAUGGGAGGAAAGAGAAGCCUUAGAGAGCAGCAGGUACAAGCUUUUCCUGCUGGGAAGCCCCUCCACGGAGCCAGUGGUUGAGCUUUGACUCAAAAAUGACCUUUUCCGUUUUAACACCUCAUCUUUCAAUAGCAAUUACAUUCCUCUGGGUGCUAAAAUAUGAUUUUGGAAGCCUUGGGGGGCUGCUGCCAGAUCCUGCAACAGGGUUUUGUUUUUUUUUUUUGAGUCCCAUGUGGUAUAUACAGUGUAAAUAUAAAACUUUUCAGACGUUCCAGAUACCUCAUGCAAAGUUUUUAGGCCGUUUUUAAAAAGGUUCCUGGUGUGGACUCGGAAGAUCCUGUGGCAGUUCCUGGAGCAGGACCCGGUGGAUCCGUGGGCAAAGCCCAGCCAUGUCCUGGA